AUAUCAGGAGGCGUGAAGGUUUAGCAUCCGCCCCGGUCAGCGCAGCGCGUGUCUCAGCAGAAUCAAGCACGAGCUGAGCAGAAGUGUGGUGGAGUAGAGAGUCCGCGCGGCGCGACUGAACGCUUCCGUCCUCUCGACAGGCAGCAAUGAGAAAACGGGACCAAACUGCCACACAAGAAUUAAAUGAAUCCUAAGGACACUUUCAUCUUCUUGGAUAACGGAGUUUUUGUCGAGUUCGCUUGUACGCAAGAGUUGGGAGAGCAAAGGGCGCGUGUGUAGAUACAGAGAGGAAGUUACAGAAGAGUUACAGAAGAGACUUCUGAAAAGAGGCACGCUUGCCAUCAGCUGGAAGGAAGAGACAUUUACAGGUACAUAUGGGGCAGGGAGACGCUUCGGCGAGAGGCACAAGGAUGGAGGGAGAUUGUCUCAGCUGCAUCAAGUACCUCAUGUUCAUCUUCAACUUCUUCAUUUUUCUUGGAGGUGCAUUCCUUUUAGGGGUGGGAAUCUGGGUGCUGGUGGAUCCGACAGGUUUCCGGGAGAUUGUGGCAGUCAACCCUCUACUGUUUACUGGAGUCUAUGCAAUCUUAGUCAUGGGUGGGAUGUUGUUCCUUCUGGGAUUCUUGGGCUGCUGUGGAGCCAUACGGGAAAAUAAAUGCCUUCUACUCUUUUUCUUCAUGCUGAUUCUCAUCAUAUUUCUGGCAGAGCUCGCUGUGGCGAUUCUGGCUUUCAUAUUUCGGGAGCAUCUCACCAGGGAUUACUUCAGCAAGGAACUGAAAACACAUUACCAAGGCAGCAACAGCACCGAUGUCUUCACCUCCACGUGGAAUGCAAUUAUGACCACAUUUGAUUGUUGUGGGGUAAACAGUGCUGAAGACUUUGAUGAUCACAGUCUCUUCAGACGGCUGAACCCCAACAGACUGGUGCCGGAGGUCUGUUGCCAGAGGAACGAUCUGAUGAUGAGCAGGGACGAGUGCGUCAAGGGGAUCAUGCCGAUUCGUAACAAGGGCUGUUAUUCAGCGGUGAUGGACUAUUUUGAGACAUACAUCUAUAUGGCUGGUGCACUUGCUAUUGUGGUGCUGACUAUUGAACUUUUUGCCAUGGUAUUUGCUAUGUGUUUGUUUAAAGGAAUCCAGUAAUCGAAACACAUUGUACAUGGACAUUUUAAGAAGGAAAGUGGCAUGGUAUGGAAGAAAAUUUUAUAUAGAAAAAAAAGAAACACCAUUGUAAUUGUCAUCUUUAUGUAGUCAAAGUUACUGAGAAUUACAAAAAAAAUACAGUACUUCACAGCUGGGACUUUGAAGUACUUCGUUGUGAAAAAUAUUGAGUAAAAUAAGAGUUCAUUCUUAAAUUAAGGUUGAUGUAUAUGGCAGUCGUUUUCCAUUAAUAGAAGGAUAUUCUGCACUGAUAUUUGAUGACAAGACUGAUAAAAUGGAAAAAAAAAGGUUUUAGCUUUGUCUGUAUUAUUUAGCACUUCAUGCCAUGCCUAAAAACUACACAGUGUGACUGUUGAGUGUGUCUGUGAGACAGAAUGUAGAAAUGUAUUUCUGUAUAAAUUCUCAGAAGCUCGAAGCUUCUAUAAAGUAAUGUUUUAUGUAGUGCUAUUGUGAAUAUUUUGUCAUUUUAGUAAAACUGUGCUGUGUAUUUGUGUUGUAUCUAUUGUAACAACUUUGAAUAAUAUAAUAUAAAAAACAGUGUAUUUACAUCACUUGUAUGAACACUUUUUUUGCUGUCAAAUUUACCUUCAAAAACAUGCUUUUUUCAAUAGGCUUUAUGCCCAGCUGCACUACUUCCUGAACUUCAGCCAGCUCCUUGUUUCCUGUCUGCCAUUAUUGGACAAACCGAUUAAUCCAGGUGUUUCUGAUUAUUGUUGUUGUGACUACUGAGGUCAGGCACACCUGGAUUAAUCAGUUUGUCCAAUAAUGGCAGACAGGAAACAAGGAGCUGGCUGAAGUUCAGGAAGUAGUGCAGCUGGGCAUAAAGCCUAUUUAUUGGAAAAUAAUUCAUCGGUGCUAAAACAUUUGUCAAGAAGUAUCAGAAGGUUUUUUAUCUGUGCAUGGUUUAUUUUUCUAGAAAUUGUCAAAAUGGCUCUAAGGAGCUGUCCAUAGAUUGAACUGUUUCAUUUUGGGGAAAUGUAUAUGAUUCAAUUGUUUCCAGUUGUAUGGCUGUGGGGUAAUUGUCACAAACUGAUGAUAAGUCACAAAUCUUAUCUGGACAGCCAUAUAAGUAAAAAAAUCAAUGUUUACAGAAAAGCAUUACAAGAUACAUUGCCUGGGGUCUGUACAAGAUAAAUAGCUCAGGCUGCAGACUGGUCCCAUCUCAGGAUAAUCUCUCAACUUAUAGGACUGCAAGAGAUAUACAUUGACGAUGGAUGAGAAGCCUAAAAUGCCGGAGUACUUUUCUGUCUCACUCAAACAAACCCUUACAUUGAAUAAAUAUACUUGUGGUUAAAUAAAAGAAGACACAUUCAA
Molecule: messenger RNA, 2468 nt
Organism: Misgurnus anguillicaudatus (oriental weatherfish)
Lineage: Eukaryota; Metazoa; Chordata; Actinopteri; Cypriniformes; Cobitidae
Gene: tspan18a
Product: tetraspanin 18a
Cellular component (GO): plasma membrane
Source: RefSeq, a predicted model, not a curated record